GGUUGAGGGCUCGGACAAUUUGAAAAUACAGUAGUUGGUUUCCCUGCACCCGACCCGCUUCGUUUGCCAUCCCAGCACGCCUAUCGGAUCUGAGUGGAGAAGUUGUCCGCUGCUUGGGGUCUCCCUCUCUAUACGCCUAACACUUACCUAUAUUUCUAGAACAUUUAAUAUAAUUAACAAAAGAAAAGGAGGAAAGGAAAGGAAACAUUACUGGGUUACUAUGCACUUGCGACUGAUUUCUUGGUUUUUUAUCAUUUUGAACUUUAUGGAAUACAUCGGCAGCCAAAACGCCUCCAGGGGAAGGCGCCAGCGAAGAAUGCAUCCUAACGUCAGUCAAGGCUGCCAAGGAGGCUGUGCAACGUGUUCAGAUUACAAUGGAUGUUUGUCAUGUAAGCCCAGACUAUUUUUUGUUCUGGAAAGAAUUGGCAUGAAGCAGAUUGGAGUGUGUCUCUCUUCAUGUCCAAGUGGAUAUUAUGGAACUCGAUAUCCAGAUAUAAAUAAGUGUACAAAAUGCAAAGCUGACUGUGAUACCUGUUUCAACAAAAAUUUCUGCACAAAGUGUAAAAGUGGAUUUUACUUACACCUUGGAAAGUGCCUUGACAAUUGCCCAGAAGGGUUGGAAGCCAACAACCAUACCAUGGAGUGCGUCAGUAUUGUGCACUGUGAGGCCAGUGAAUGGGGUCCUUGGAGUCCAUGCAUGAAGAAAGGAAAAACAUGUGGUUUCAAAAGAGGGACUGAAACACGGGUCCGAGAAAUAACACAGCAUCCGUCAGCAAAGGGUAACCUGUGUCCCCCCACCAGUGAGACAAGAAAGUGUACAGUGCAAAGAAAGAAGUGUCAGAAGGGAGAACGAGGAAAAAAAGGAAGGGAGAGGAAAAGAAAAAAACCUAAUAAAGAAGAAAGUAAGGAUGCCAUACCUGAUAACAAAGGUCUGGAACCCAGCAGAGAAACUCCAGAACAACGAGAAAACAAAGACAGACAGCAGCAGAAGAAGCGAAAGGUCCAAGAUCAGCAACAGAAAUCGGUAUCGGUCAGCACUGUACAUUAGAGGGUCCCAUGAGAUCGUUGUAAACUCAUGAUGCUGCUAUUUCAACCAGAUGCCCAGGACAGGUGCUCUAGCCAUUAGGACCACAAAUGGACAACGUGUCAGUUACUGCUCUGUCUCAACAACAUUCCAGAUAGUUGCUAUAUUCUUUGUACAAGCAUAGCAAACAACAAAGAGCCAAAAGUUCAAAGAAGGGAUGUUUUCAAAUGGCUAUCUAACACGCUUCUGUGCAUUUCUAAGGACAAGAAAUUUUGUAUAUAAUUAUCAAUAGGCUAUAAGAUGUAACAACAUAAUGAUGACAUUUGGAGAGCGACAUCUUUUACCUAUAAAAAUAAUUUUUCAAGCUAUUGCUUUAAGAAGCGAAAGAUAGUUCUGCAAAUUUGAAGAGGCAAUAUCCCUUCAAAGUCAAUAAGAGAUCAGGAAAGAGAAACAUCUUUCAAAGAACAGUGUUGUUUUGUCCAGGAGAUCUAGAGAGUGCUCAGACAUUAGGGCCCGGCAUUUGGAAUAAUAGGAAUUAUCACCACCGAAACGACCGUUUUCAGAUUGGUUCUAUUGCCUUCACCCUGUCCUUCGGCAAGAAACAUGAGAGUGUACACCAGAGUUAAGCAUACUGUGUGGGAUUGGAAAAAGGCAAAAUGUGGAAGAAACCAUAGCGUUGGAGAUGACUUAUGUGCUUUACAAAACUGUGAAGGGUUGUGAUUACCUGGAACAGGUCUCUAAUCGAUGUCAGCACUGUGUGGUUCAGCCUCUGCUACCCCUUGAGUUAUAUAAGUCUGUAAACAUGUACUUGUAAGUUCCAAAAGCAAAAUCAUACUUAUUAGAAGAAAAUUCUGAUUUCACAGAAAAACAAAAACUAGAGCAAGGAGACGAGAACAUGUUUGCAAAGUCAUGUGUUUUCUGCAGGAAAAACAAUUUUAUUACCACCUGGAACUAAAACGGGAUACUACUUUCUAACAAGGUGUAUCUAGUAGGGGGGAAAGCCACCACAAUAAAUAUAUUUGUUGAUAGUUUUUAAAGUUUUGUUCAUUUUGUUUUAUUGGAAAAUUGUUACUCUUACAGACUCAUGAAUUAGGAAAGGGGAUUCUAUAUCCUAUGUAAUCUGAACAUACUACAUUUCUCGAUGUUUGCUUUUGGAAUCCACCUUUUGUAAGUAGAUAGAGAUUUACUUAUAGCAUAUUAGGAGGUAUUUAUUCAGCUUUUCCCUUAAUCAACAAAAUUCUAAUUCUAGAUGCAUAGGCCUCCCGAAAUGAUUUCACAGCUCCCCCUUCACUACUUAGAAACUAGCAU
Molecule: messenger RNA, 2332 nt
Organism: Enhydra lutris kenyoni (northern sea otter)
Lineage: Eukaryota; Metazoa; Chordata; Mammalia; Carnivora; Mustelidae
Product: R-spondin 3
Exons: 5
Coding region: 221-1048 (275 amino acids)
Source: RefSeq, a predicted model, not a curated record